AUCUGUCACGUUUAUUAUCCGCAACGUUUUAUUGUGUAAAUAGCAGAAUGGACUUAGUCGAUUUUUCAGACAUUUCAAUCGAAAGCAUUCUUGCUGAAAAGUAAAUAUUACGAAAAUUGAAUGAAGAAUUGGUGAUGCGAUUGCUUGCGUGUGCGUAUGGUUAUGUAUGUGUGCCGAUAAGUGAAAUUCAAGUGAAUUUUCUGUCCCGAAACUAAACAAUAACACCAAAAUGAAACCAACGAAAAGUAAAAAGAAACCCAUAUCCGAAACCAAGCCCAGCUCCUCAAUUCAUAAUUAUUUCAAAACUGGUCCCAAUGAAUCUUCACGGGUGCCUAACGUAAAAUCAGUGUACGUUGAUGCGGUACUGAAUAAAUUGAAAAGCUUCGAUGACGAACGUGUGACAAAGAACGACAACAACGCAGAUCGCGAAAAUGAUGUACCUGCAUUGACGACGACACCACCAACGAAAACUACACGAGAGGAAAACAACAAAUCAAAUCGGCAAGAUCUCUGUCAAGCACCAGACGACACAAACGGAUGCAGUGAUUGUGAAAAUUGGCGGAAGAAGUACAAGGAGAUGGAGAAACGGUUCCUCAAACUGAGUGUUUGUCACUCCGAAUUAACAAUGAAGCACAAAGAUCUGGUCCGUCUUUUAACAACUAACGCUGGUUCGAGUGAUGUAACGGAACAGUUUAUCGAUCGACACAUAUCCGAAGAUCUGGACCUGGUGUCGACGGGUACCGCACGAGCUCAUAGCGACACCGAUUCGUUUGUCGAUCAACACACAUCCGCAGAUCUAGCUCCAGUGUCAACAGGUCAGAACUCAAGCUCCAUAUUCAAAAUAUCUUCGGUAUCCGCAGUGGGCAAUGACAUUUUCACGGAUGAUGAAAUCACAAAUCUGAAAAAAAUUGCCCUCACCAAGAACAGAGAUUCGACAUUCAUCCUCAGCUGCGUGCAAUAUGCCUACAAAGAAAAUUUAGCUUCACUAACAAGCAAAACUCUGAAAGGAACCAGAGGCAAAUACGAAGUUAAAGAGGGUAAAGUGAUCACUAUCAAGCCUCCAAAAGAUCCGUUAACCCCCGAGAAGGUUGCUCGGAUACAACAACUUUUCAUCGAUCGGAUAGCCAGAUGCAAAUGUGUUGCUACCGAAUCAGGAGAACGAGUCAACCAGCUAAGAUUCAAUGAACUUAUCGCGAAUGCUGUAAGAACCGUGACGAACAAACAGGCACCCCAAGAAGUGCGAUCAAAUCAGAACGCGGAUUUGAAUUUGUAAUUUAAAUCGAAUUUGUAUUCGAUUUUAUCGAAAUGAAGAAAAAUAAAAUAUUUUCUGUUUAAUU
Bradysia coprophila is the source of this 1337-nucleotide messenger RNA. RefSeq lists its product as uncharacterized. The record is from RefSeq and is a predicted model, not a curated record. Lineage: Eukaryota; Metazoa; Arthropoda; Insecta; Diptera; Sciaridae.